This is a messenger RNA of Esox lucius (northern pike), 884 nucleotides long. RefSeq names its product protein spalt-accessory. Lineage: Eukaryota; Metazoa; Chordata; Actinopteri; Esociformes; Esocidae. The transcript has 4 exons. Bases 123 to 623 code for a protein of 166 amino acids. The record is from RefSeq and is a predicted model, not a curated record.
GAACGACCCAUAAUUGUAGACCAGGUGUGUGCCUCGCCUUCUCUACAAGAACACUGUAAGGGAAGCAGUUCAGACAAAACGCUGCCUGUAACUACUGUUUAGUUUAAUUUGGAUACUUCAAGAUGUGGGGUCAAAACCAAGGAAACUUUUAUCCUCCUGGCUACCACGGGAACCCAAAUGUUCAACAGCCUGGGGGAUAUCCAGUGCCAGGGGGAUAUCCAGUGCCAGGGGGAUAUCCAGGGCAACAGCCAAUGCCAGGGGGAUACCCAGUGCCAGGGCAACAGCCAAUGCCAGGGGGAUACCCAAGCCCAGGGGGAUAUCCCCCUGGAAUGAUCCAGGCCCCAGUGGGUCCUUCUUACCAGCCCUAUCCAGUGCAGUGUACCUUUGGAUGUGUUGGGCACUGUAGCCAUGGACACCACGGGCACCACGGGCACCACGGACACCACGGGCACCACGGGCACCACGGACACCACGGACACCACGGACACCACGGACUCGUCCAGGGGAUUCUGAAUAUUGGAAGACACAAGCACAGGCAUGGCCAUUGGCAUGUUGGUUGUCACAAGAGGGGGAGGCAUUGUCAUGGGGAUUCCAGCAGCUCCUGCAGUAGUGACUCUGACUGAAGCCAGACUGACAUGAUAUCAUUCCUCUGAUGAGCCCUAACAGUCGUGGGCACUGUUUUCUAAAAUAAAUCCAUCUGGAUUUCACUGGAUAUCAAUGCAUAUUGUUAGAAUGACUACAACUAUGUUUAGCUAAAUAUAUUGCUCUAAUCCCAAACUCUCAUCCUUAAUGUCUGUACUCCAGGCCAUUGAGCUACCUUGCUCAUGUCUUUAAAUGUCUGUGUAAUCUUUUUUGUGAAAUAAAAUAAAUAAUACUUUAUAGAG